GGUGAGCGCUCUUUCUCUCUCUUUUACUGCUCGAUGGAUGCAGCCAGCAGCAGCGCGGUGUGUGUCAACGCGCACGCGAGAUAACAUUCCAGAGUGAGAGACCUCCUCUCGGUUCGACGUGAUCGGGUGCUGAAGAGGAAGAAAGAGCCAGCAGAGAUCGCAAACCUCGCGCAAAGAUUUAACUUUACCUGCCCACCUGCUGCCAGCCAGCCCGACCAGGCGGCCUUUGCCUUUCCUACACGCCUGUCAGUUCUGCCUAUCCCGGCCAUCAUCAUCGCCCGCCUGCCCAGAGUUCGGUGAGCGCGAUCGUGGUGAGUCAAUUGAUGCCUCUGUGGUAGUGGUUCGCCAGCAUUUUUGGACUCUGCGCGAGACUUCAAUGCGCACUUGCAUCUGGAAGACGAAACUUGUCUUGACGACGAAACCACUCGCGUACCUACGAGAUUCUGCAAAACGGGCUCCCGUCGUCGUCGUCAUCGUCGUAGUCGAUCGGAUCGGUAGAGUGCAGAUUGCAUAAGAUUCCAGAUCUCUACAGCAGCAGCUUCACGGAGGUGCGAAACUGCAAUUUGUUUUCGGGGUUGUCGGACGUGCGCGUUAAUCGGUUUCGUGUGGGUGUUCAGAGUGUUCUGUGAAACCAAGAGCCAAGAUAUUGCCAUCAGCGAAGAUGUCCUACCAGUGCAAGAACUGUGAGCGUGAGAAAGAUCAAAACAAUAACUAUGUGAAUGCCACCUAUGCGGCCAAUGCCAACGGAACUCGUGGCAAUCGGUCGGCCUCGGCCCGGUCGUCCGGCAGGAACUCCAACGCCGGCAUCGGAGCAAGUGGCGGCAGUGACAACGUUAACGGAUCCGCCGGGGGCUGCUCCAAUGGUGGGGCAGCGGGGUCCCAGAUGACGGGGGCCACCCAGGUGACGGCCAAAGUGAUGUGGGGAAGUGUCGGAGCGAUCAAAGAACUUCGCGAGAAGGAACAAGCCGAACGAAAUCAGGUCACCAGGGCCGGUCGCCGACAGUAGAAGUAGAAGUGGAGUGGAGUAUGGCAGAAGGCAA
Molecule: messenger RNA, 1040 nt
Organism: Aedes albopictus (Asian tiger mosquito)
Lineage: Eukaryota; Metazoa; Arthropoda; Insecta; Diptera; Culicidae
Product: serine, glycine and glutamine-rich protein
Exons: 1
Coding region: 662-1006 (114 amino acids)
Source: RefSeq, a predicted model, not a curated record